Molecule: messenger RNA, 1362 nt
Organism: Paramuricea clavata
Lineage: Eukaryota; Metazoa; Cnidaria; Anthozoa; Malacalcyonacea; Plexauridae
Source: the annotation of a GenBank genome assembly
AUGAGCACACGAUUCCAUGAAAUUAAUGAAAAGGACGUUGACGAGUUCAAUGAAACAGAGGAAAAUCAGAAUACUAAAAGAAAAACAGAACUAGACGUCAAUUUAAUUCAUUCUUAUAUCGCAAGUGAAGCUGCAAGCCAUGUCAAUAGACCGCCGAGAAUGGAAGAACUGUCGCCGUCUCAACUCGAUACAUAUUUAAGUAAAUUUUUGCUGGCCGUAAGGAAAAAAAACGGAGAAGAAUACGAGCCAACUACUCUUCGUGGUUUUAUAUCCUCAGUCGAACGUUAUCUGAAAAAACAUCGAUAUUGCGAGUCUGUAGUCACGGGACAAAGCUUUGCCCGAACAAGAGAAACACUGAGGUCGAAACAAAAGCAACUAAAGCGCGAUGGAAAAGGAAACAAACCAUUCGAAGCCGCUUCUUUGACCAAAGAAGAGAUAGAAAUGCUUUACAGCAGCGGUGCUUUUGGUUGUAAUAGUCCUCAAGCUCUAAUAAAUACACUCUGGUACAACAACUGUUUACAUUUUGGAUUACGAGGCGGGAAGGAACAACGUGAUUUAAAAUGGGGAGAUGUUCUUCUCAAAAAAGAUACGGAAGGUAAAGAGUAUCUUGAGUAUAACACUGAGAGGCAAACGAAGACCCGAACCGGUGAAAACUCCAUGAAUAGAAGAUCGAUCAAACCGCGUAUGUACGAAAAUCUCUCAGCUGGCCCUGAACGGAAUCCCGUCUUCUUGUAUAAACUGUACAAAGCUAAACGACCGGAGUCGUAUAUGGACAACAAUGCUCCAUUCUAUCUCGGCGUAAACCACGCGAAUGCCAGUAAGGCAGAUCUGCCAGGACUGAAAUGGUUCAAACCUCAACCAAUGGGUGUAAACAAAUUAAACUCCCUCAUGAAAGAUUGUGCACAACUGGCUGGAAUUGGAAAAGACAAGCGAAUAACAAAUCACAGCGCUCGAAAAACACUUGUUCAAAAACUACAAGACAACAAUGUUCCUCCAACCCAAAUCGUACAAAUAACCGGUCACAAAAAUUUGCAGUCAGUUAACAAUUAUAGUUCAUUGAGAGAACAACAACAACAAGACAUUUCUUCGAUCUUGUCUUCGGUGCCGAAUGUGGGUAACGCACGAUCGUCGCUCUCUUCGCAGGAGACCAUUUCGUUCAGUGUGAAGCAAGAUGCUAUUAAUCCAUCCUCGUCGCUUUUUCAGGGCAAUUCCAUCACAGGGGGCACGUUUAAUAUCCACAUAUCUAGCGCUUCGUCUUCUGCGUCGAACACAAUGAUAGGCGCUAGUCCGAAAGCUAAGAAACUACGACGACUGUUACCUCUUGAAAGUGAUAGCAGUCAAGAUGACAGCCAGGAAAAAUGA